This is a messenger RNA of Zychaea mexicana, 1554 nucleotides long. RefSeq lists its product as uncharacterized. The coding region runs from base 499 to 1170 and encodes 223 amino acids. NCBI's taxonomy places the organism in Eukaryota, Fungi, Mucoromycota, Mucoromycetes, Mucorales, Lichtheimiaceae. The record is from RefSeq and is a predicted model, not a curated record. The transcript has a single exon.
AUAGUAGCAGUAGUAGUAGUAGUAUGAAAAAGAAAACUGCCCAGUUUUUUUGGUAGAUCCAAGAAUAGUGCGCUGGAUCUAAUUUGGUAGCGUUCCUCAGCAACCUUCUAUGGAGACUAACAAGCGAAAAGACAGAAAACCCAAGAGAAAGAGAGACUGAGUUUACUCAAAAUGGAAAACCCCUUAUUCUUUUUGGUCGGGUACGCAUCGAUUCGGUAUUGACCAUAUUUUUUUAUAUUUUUUUAUUACACUUUCUAUUAAAAGCUCGUCCCCUCGGGAUGGAACAACAUUGUCGUGAUCCCGCAGAUUGUCCGUUAUUCCCGGUACACAGCUGCUUUGCCACUGAACGUGGUUUAGUAUGUCGAAACCAGCGUAAGCACAUUGUACAUGUCCUCUUUUUCUUCUUCCAGCAGAAAGAAAGGAAGAAAGGCGUUCUUUAGAGGAUUCACACACACAUACUCUCUAUCUCUCACAUUACUUGACUAACUUAACAUUUAAAUGUCUGGAAAACAUACAGACCUUGGCGGGUUCGAAAUGAAUCCAACCAUCGUGGACACUGUUGCUUAUUUACCGCACCGAGACGACGACGAUGACAUUAACGAGCCGUGCAUCACCAUUCCACUAUCCGACGAACUAUACAGCUACACUGAGUUUCGAGGGCCGGACGUCAUUAGCCAAGGCGAUCUUGAACUUAUUGGCAACUGCAGCCGCAAUGCCUACUGCGAUAAAGCGACCCAGACCUGUCAACCGAAACGGACGGUCGGCGAACCAUGCGAAAAUAACAUGGAGUGUUUUUAUGGAUUGGAUAUUCCUGGGCAUUGUGUGAACAAUUCGAUAUGCGCUGCUCGAGACGACUUGCCGCCGUAUUAUGGGGCUGCGCUUCAUCAGUGGACGCUGGGCGACCAGUGGCAGUCGGCUGUCUGGGCCGUUGUUGCCACGGGUGCGAUUGUCAUUUUUCUGGUCGUUGGACGGCAGCAGUUGGGUCCGCUGGUACACAGCGUCCAUCGAUUGUACGAGAAUUGGAAGCAGCCGUCUCCACAACAGCAGGAGCGGUGGUGGAAUCUCGGAUGGGUCUAUAAGCGGUUUAAUCGUAAUGCCAGAUCCAAUGAUGAGGCAUAUUAUCCAUUAACAGAUAGGAGUGCAGAAGAACCGCCUGCUUAUCGGGAAUGAUGAUCUGUUUACUUAUCCUUACUCCAUUUACUUUAAAGUAACUCGUCUCUUCCAUCACCUUUUUCUCUCUAUCCCUAUCCACCGAUUCCAAUGCCCCUGUCAACUUUGUAUAAUAGCCAUUACAUAGCCGAUAUCCCUUUCUCGUUACUUCUUUUUUUUUCCUUCUUCUCGACACAUCCGUGACAUGUAAUAUUUUUUUUUCCACUUUCCAUGAAUGAAGUAUCAAACAGUUUUUUUUUUCCUUUGUUUGUGGCGGUGGAUCAGCUGUAGCUAAUUAGGCAUACAUCCAACCUAAUACCGAGAACUGGGGAUACUUAUUGUACAAGUUUAAGACAGUAUGCUUCAGCUUACACACUAAAAACCACUUCUUCUGAUUUAAUAAGC